This is a messenger RNA of Habropoda laboriosa, 1887 nucleotides long. It is a transcript of the gene mh, whose product is annotated as sprT-like domain-containing protein Spartan. Gene Ontology annotation, cellular component: nucleus. Lineage: Eukaryota; Metazoa; Arthropoda; Insecta; Hymenoptera; Apidae. Gene Ontology annotation, molecular function: metalloendopeptidase activity; polyubiquitin modification-dependent protein binding; single-stranded DNA binding. Gene Ontology annotation, biological process: DNA repair. The record is from RefSeq and is a predicted model, not a curated record.
AUGAUCAAAUCACAAAAAUCUCGUGAUCGUGAUUUGAAUUAUAAACUGUAUCAACAAAAUCAUGGUUUUGGAUAGAAGGAUAAAGAAAAUUAUCAACCAAGAACAUUAAUUGAUCAAAGCUUAGAAUUAAUUGAUCCAACUCCCAAUAUUCAUACAUUAUUUGUACAAUUUAAUGAACGUUUUUUUUGGAAUGUUCUACUUCCUGUUGAAGUUAAAUGGAGUCCUAGAAUGACAAGUUGUGCUGGUAUAUGUAGUUUCCAUCCUAGAAAUCGACAAUGUGUAAUUUCACUUAGUGCACCAUUAUUAAAACUUAGACCAAGGAAAGAUCUAAUUGAAACUCUAUUGCAUGAAAUGAUUCAUGGAUACUUGUUUCUCACAAAUAAUAAUCGUGAUAGAGAUGGUCAUGGCCCAGAGUUUUGUAAACAUAUGGAUAGAAUAAAUAAAAUAGCUGGAACAAAAAUAACUAUAUAUCACAGUUUUCAUGAAGAAGUUAGAUUAUACAAACAACAUUGGUGGAGGUGUAAUGGCCCUUGUCAAAAAAAAGCUCCAUAUUUUGGAACAGUGCGUAGAGCUAUGAAUCGUGCACCAGGUCCAAAUGAUUUUUGGUGGAAAGAACAUCAACAAUCUUGCAGUGGCCAAUUUAUUAAAAUUAAAGAACCAGAAAAUUUUAAAGCAAAAGCUUCAAAAAAUAAAGAGAAAGUGAAACCUUCUCCCAAAAAUGGUAACUCAGGGUAUAAUAUAUCUAAUUGGCUUACAAAGCCUAUUCCACCUAUUAUUGAAGCUACAUCUACAUCCACCCCCAAGAAUAUCAAAUCAGUUUUAAAUAACAACAAUUCUUUGAAUGGACUUAAAAAACUUGGAAAUAAUACAAACAAUGUUCAUGGUUGGGGUAUAGGAGGACCAAAUGGUUCAAGUAAUUCACAAAACCAUAGUAACCCCAGUACUAGUACACCUACUACUACAUCUAAAUAUUCCUCUUCUGGAGUUCUUGGUGGUUCUAAUACAGGACGAAGUAAUUUGCUAAACAAAUUAUAUAAUAGUAAUAAAAAUCAUUGUUUCAAUGAAACAUUAACUAGUAGUGUAAAAACUGUUGUUGAAGCACAAGUAAAACUUGUGGAAUGUCCAAUAUGUAGUAACCUUGUAUUAAAUGAUGAUAUAAAUAAACAUAUAGAUUCUUGUUUAAUAACAGGAAAUGAAAAGACAGAUAAAACUGAAAGAGAAAUUACAAUGAAAAACUAUAAUGUUAAUUCUCCCAAAGUAAAAGUAAAAACACAUACUUCCCCAUUUGCACAGAAAAGAAAAAAUAAUACAAAUACAUUUUCAACUAAGCAACCAAAAUUAAAUGAAUUGCAAAAUUCUAAAAAAGGAAAUUGUCCCAUUUGUAAUACAAGUUUUGAUCUUGUGGAUAUAAAUGAGCAUAUUGAUAAGUGCCUUUCACGAACACACGAACAAGAUGAUAAUUCUAUUAUUACAUUGAAUGAUACAAAUUAUAAAAAUGAAAGUGUAAAUGAAAGUACAAUUUCCAUUAGUAGUAUGUCCAGUAAUAAUUCAUCCUCUUCUUCAACUAGCGAAAAUUCGGAAGAUCUUUGCCCUACUGGAAAGUUUCAGGAAAACAAUGUAAUUAAUACUACCUCACAUAAUUGUUUAGUUUGUAAUGAAUUCAUUCUGCCUGGGAUGUCAUUGAAUGAUCACUUAGAAGAGUGUAUUGGGAACGUUUUUAACUGUGAUUCAGAUUUAUCAUUUAACUGUGAUAAUGAUGAAACGCCAAAACUUGUUUCAGAAGUGUCGAUUAAUCAGAACACUAAAUAUCCUUGUCCUGUUUGUAUGCAAUUAAUAGCAGAAUCUCUAAUGAAUCAGCAUUUAGAUAUAUGCCUUAAAAAUGCAUAA